Messenger RNA from Hymenoscyphus albidus, 7527 nucleotides. NCBI's taxonomy places the organism in Eukaryota, Fungi, Ascomycota, Leotiomycetes, Helotiales, Helotiaceae. The record is from the annotation of a GenBank genome assembly.
GCCGACGCAGAACAGCCAUGUCAAGGUAGGAAUUUUUGACUUAGGACGACAACAUGACAUCGAAGUGACACCACCACCGUCGGCAACUACUAUAGCGUUAUUCUACCACACCACAGCUACACAGCGAUCGGAGGCUGCAAAAUGCUGCGGGCAGCCCCGUAAAGACCUCGAAUAGCUGGCUACAGCUCACGAAAUUAUAUCGAAUCAACCUUCAUCAUGUACGGCACCAGUGGGAGCAAUGGCAUCGCCAUUAACAGCAACAAUUCGCAGCGAAGUAGCUCACGGAAUCAUGACAGUGCGAGAGCGAGUUUCGCCAUGCACCGGCGGGGCAGCACUCUCUCAACGACGAGUUUUCUCGACGAGGUGGAGAUGGCACAGGACGAGAUGUUCUCAGGUCCAAUGGGCGAGAGUGUCCCCUCGAGCAUUUCUUCCUUUGCCCAUCGACGGGGACGAGCCGAUUCGACGGCGAGCUUCACAUAUUACCAAGAAGGAGAGGAACAGGAUUUGACGACGCACUCGCCGGAAAACGAUAGCGCAAUUCUCGAUGAUGAUGAAUCCGAAAUGAACUUUGAAGAGGAUGAUUCGGUGGACCUGGAGGCUGGAGAACUUGCGUCCAUGCGAAGGGGAUCUUCUCGUGCCUCAAGAGGAUCUGUACAUGAUCGCCUCCUCCGACAAGAUAGCUCGAGAAGCGAGGGUGCUGGAGGCGGACGUACAAACCAGAAAAUCUACAUUGUAACUGAGGAUCUGACAAUUGUGGUUGCUGGAUUUCGGACUUCUACAAUUGGAUUUGCUAUAUACACUACCAUUUGCAUAUUGACCCUCGGUCUUGGCUACCUCCUUUUCCGCUGGCUACCUCGAUGGCAGGUGUACAUGGUAGGUAGGCAGUCACCUUUGGGAUCAUGUACCUGGGUGGUCAUAGAAGUAAGUAUCCAUUUUCUCCAGUUGUCUACGAGAUAUGCCUUUUAUGAUGGAUAUCCCACGUCCCGCUAGAACCUUCCAACCCAUGAAAGAGGACCCUUCUAACAAGGAUAGAACCAAUGGGGCGAAUUCGUCGUGCAGGAUGUAGAUUCAAAAGAGUAUGGCCGCUCCUUGUCCACGGUAUUUGGGACGUCUGAAAAGCGGUACAUAUUCGCAUAUGACGAGGAUGAAGAUCCGGUCCUCGACAGUCUUCGAAUUAUUGACUAUAGAUACAUGCGAUUCUCGUACAAUCCCUUGCAAGAUAAAUUCCUACUUACCAACAGCUGGAAAGAUCCUACAUGGACCAAUGUAAAAUCCAUUCGUGCUGGAAUAGACGGGGAAGAAAAAGAGAACCGUGAACUUGUAUUUGGCAAAAACAUGAUUGAUAUCAAACAGAAAACUAUUCCCCAGCUCCUUGUAGAUGAGGUGUGUAUUAUACGCUGCCCUUUUGCGUUUCCGCAACUCACACGUGCAGGCAUUCCACCCUUUCUAUGUUUUCCAAAUUGCCAGUCUCAUCCUCUGGUCGCUAGAUGAAUACUACUACUACGCGGCUUGUAUUUUUAUUAUCUCAGUAGUGAGCAUCACAACCACUCUUCUAGAGACACGCUCAGUUAGUCACCCCAGAAACCCCAAUCCUAUACAUACAAUUGAUGGUCGUUGUUGUAGACAAUGAAAAGACUUCGAGACAUCUCAAAAUUCGAAUGCGACGUCCGUGUCUUGCGGAACUCUUUCUGUAGGUCAUGCCUAUUUUCAAUUAAACUUCUGGUUUCUAAUAAGCAAUAGGGCGUUAUGUUCCGUCUAGUGAACUUGUACCUGGAGAUGUUUACGAAGUCACUGAUCCUGCCCUAACUCAGUUUCCCUGCGACAGUAUACUUCUAGCAGGUGAUUGUAUUGUGAAUGAGAGCAUGCUUACUGGUACGUUGUAUUCCCGAGAUACCGAGGUACCCAAGCUAAUUUCUCAGGCGAGUCGGUGCCAGUAUCCAAAGUUCCAGCAAACGAUGAGGCACUUCGGCUUCUCAAUCUCGCGGCUUCUUCAAUAGCUCCCGAGCUAUCUCGACACUUCCUCUUCUGUGGGACAAAGAUAGUACGAGCGAGAAGACCACAAGAUGACAAGGAUGACGAAGCUGUUGCACUGGCCAUAACUGUAAGGACCGGCUUCAAUACGACCAAAGGAGCUCUUGUACGGUCUAUGCUCUUCCCCAAGCCAUCCGGGUUCAAAUUCUAUAGAGACUCGUUCAGAUAUAUAUCGGUCAUGGGAGGCAUUGCAAUGCUCGGCUUCGUCGCUUCAUUCGUCAAUUUUGUGCGUCUGCAUUUAGCAUUCCAUUUGAUAAUUAUCCGAGCGCUGGAUCUGAUUACGAUCGUGGUUCCGCCAGCGUUGCCAGCAACUCUAACCAUUGGAACAAAUUUUGCUCUUUCACGGCUCAAGAACAAGCAAAUAUUCUGUAUCAGCCCUCAGCGAGUCAAUGUCGGAGGGAAAUUAGACAUCGUAUGCUUUGAUAAGACUGGAACGCUGACUGAAGAUGGAUUGGAUGUUCUUGGUGUACGCGUUGUCCAGAAUCCAUCUGGUCGAUUCAGUGACAUUCUUUCGGAUGCCCAAUCACUUCUUCCUGCUGCUUCAUACGAACGAGAUCCUACUGUUGGGUAUGACACUCACAAAGCAGCACUCUACACCAUGGCAACAUGCCACUCAUUAAGAGUCGUCGACGGUGAGCUUGUGGGGGAUCCGUUGGAUCUUAAGAUGUUCAACUUUACUGGGUGGUCUUUCGAGGAAGGAGAGCAAAAGUCUGGCGAAGCGGAUGACGAAGAGCAUGGUGGUAUUUCGCCUUCCAUUGCAAGACCUCCACCCGGCAUGGAAUAUGAUCUUGAUGACAAUGAAAGGCGGAAUAAAACCACUGUGAGUAAAAAUCAUGCAAAUUCUUGACUUGAUACUAAUAUACUAACAGAGCGCGCCAAUCGAAUUGGGAGUCUUGAAAUCUUUCGAGUUUGUUUCUCAACUCCGCCGAGCCAGCGUCAUUGUCCGUAAAUUUGGAGAUCCGGGGUGUGAUAUCUACGUCAAAGGAGCACCAGAAUGCAUGAAAGAAAUUUGUAGACCGGAAAGUUGUGAGUUGAAGUUGCUUCCAGGGGCUGAAAGUUACUAAUACCCCCCAGUUCCAAAUGAUUACGAAGAACUUCUGGCAUAUUAUACACACAGGGGAUUUCGAGUCAUUGCCUGCGCCACGAAACAUAUAAAGAAGUUAAACUGGGUCAAAGUCCAGAAGAUGAAGCGAGAUGAUGCAGAAUCCGGGCUGGAUUUCCUAGGAUUCAUCAUAUUCGAGAACAAGCUAAAGCCUAGCACGGCUGGUGUUUUGGACGAGUUGUCAGAAGCAGGCAUCAGAAAGGUGAUGUGCACAGGUGACAAUAUUCUUACCGCCAUCAGCGUUGCUAGAGAAUGCAAUCUUAUAGACAGAACGGCACACUGUUUUGUACCGCAUUUCUCUGAAGGUAAUGACCAAUGAUAUGAGAUGCAAAUGAACUUAUUAACGACUUCCUAGGCAAUUAUUUGGAUCCUAACGCCGUCAUUUCUUGGGAAAGCAUAGACAACAGUAUUUAUACCCUAGAUCAGAAUACUCUCAAGGUUGGUUACACCCCACCAUUAUCGUUGUAAUUUGUUAACAUUGAUGUAGCCCUUACCACCGCCAGCUGAGAGCGACGCUUCCUUGCCUUACGAUAUCUCAAAUUUGAGGAAUUACUCCUUAGCAGUCAGUGGAGAUGUUUUCCGCUGGAUCAUAGAUUUCGCUCCGCCAGAAGUUCUGAAACGAGUCAGUAAACCACAAGUACAUUCGAACUAUACUGACCCCUCAAUUUAGAUGCUAGUCUGCGGACAAGUAUUUGCUCGAAUGUCGCCGGAUGAGAAGCACGAACUUGUUGAAAAGCUUCAAAGUAUCGGUUACUGCUGUGGUUUCUGUGGCGAUGGAGCCAAUGAUUGCGGCGCAUUGAAAGCCGCUGAUGUGGGUAUCUCGCUGUCCGAGGCCGAAGCUUCUGUCGCUGCUCCAUUUACGAGUCGAGUGUUCGACAUAACGUGUGUGCCAGAAGUCAUAAGGUAAUUUUCUCCAUAUUUAACUGCGAAGUUAUUGCUAAUAAGUUUACCCAGAGAGGGACGAGCCGCAUUAGUUACAAGUUUUAGUUGCUUCAAGUACAUGAGUUUGUACUCAGCAAUCCAAUUCACAUCCGUCAGCUUCCUCUACGCCUCUGCAUCGAAUCUUGGAGAUUUCCAGGUAUGUCAAUAUACAUACCACAUACUAAAAGACUCACUUGCUCAUAUACAAUACAGUUCCUCUUCAUCGAUCUCAUUCUAAUUCUUCCAAUUGCAAUUUUCAGUAAGCAUUUUUACACUCGAUGCCCAUAUCAAGCUAACAUACCCCAGUGGGAUGGACCGGUCCCUUCCCAAUCCUCUGCAAAAAGCGUCCAACAGCAAAUCUCGUAUCGCGUAAAGUGUUGGUUCCUCUUCUCGGUCAAAUAGCAAUCUGCAUCUUCAUCCAAGCCGUGGCAUUCCACUCUGUACGGAAACAACCAUGGUAAGUACUCAAAUACUCCUAUCAAACAACCAAGAACUCUUCCUAAAAGAUUCCAAGGUACAUCCCCCCGCAAUUAGAUACAGAAAAGUCCAAUGUCUUGAACUCAGAAAACACAUCUUUAUUCCUGGUUUCUUGCUUUGAAUAUAUCCUCUCCGGCAUAGUCCUCAGCGUCGGCCCUCCAUUUAGACAAUCGAUGGCAAACAAUCGUAAGCUCCCCACCUUCCUCUUCUCCUAUUCCUCCCAUCUCCCUCUCUCCCCUCCUUCCCUAUUCACCUGACUAAUUGUUUCUGUUUACAGUACCUUUCGUGGUAACCAUCGUCGUCGCCCUUCUCUUUUCCUCAUACAUGCUCUUCGAUCCGUCAUCAGAAGUAGCAAAGUUCAUGCAAUUAACCCACAUGACCUGGGAUUUUAAAGUCUUCCUACUGAGUCUGGGAAUGGGAUAUAUCGUUCUGGCUUGGACAGGUGAGAAUUAUGUUUUGCCGAGACUGGCAAAGUAUCUGGGGGCGCUCAAGACGAAGGUUUCGGGGAAGUUGAAGAAGAGAAAGGAGUAUAAGGUUAUUUUGGAGGAGAUGAGGACGCUUUGAGGAAAGGGGGAUUGUGAUUUUGUAAAAAGUAGAUACUGUAGCAUUGUAUAAAGAGAGUGAGUUGUUGGAGCUUGGUCGGGUUGUACGCACUUGUGAUAUUAAUUCCUGCAUGUCUUCGUGGUGAGCUGUGGAGAGGGAAAGAUACUAAUGAUCUACGAUUAUAGAAUUUCUGAAAGAUCUUCCGCCUUGAGUGACGAUUUUACCCGCCCCAGACUGUGUUACACAAUGCCCAGGCGCGGGGCCAGAGGAACAGCCACAGUCCUUGCAAUAGCCGCGGCGCCUCUGAUAGGACGAUGCCUGAAAACGACUUACUAAAUGAAUUUUAAGAGAAACCCCAUUAACGGAGGCAAAGCCCAAUUUUUCUUAACACUCUCACUUCCAGAGAAAUCCUCCGCAGAUAUUUUAACCCUCGUUAUCUACUAGGCACUCUUGGGGACUCUCCCUCAACAUGAGGUAUCACGAGUACAAUGACGUAACCAAUCUCAAAAGCCACUUCCUUCUAAUAUCUCUCCUUAUCAUGAAUUGAUUUUAGACCACCACCUGUACAUAUUCCGCAAGAUAGGCAAGCAAGUUCAAGUUGAUACUGACGCGGAAGGAACAGACCGUAUUCUGAUAGCUCUUUCUCGUGUCCCCCCCCCAAAAUAUUACCAAGACUGUACGGUGGACGAGAGAUACAAAGUGAGAUGAUACACUAUGCCUGCUUUGAACUAAGCCAAACUCAAUUCCCUCCCACCCGUUCCACCUCAUCAUCCAUCCGUUCGUUUGUGCGUGCGUUCGUAAAUAAACAAGCACAUGCACCAUACCUCCAGCUUCAAAACUACCUAUACCUAACUAUCAAACUCAAUUCAUCCCUCUCACACCCCAAGUAAACAACCUAACCCAGCCCAACCCAACCCAUCAUGAACUACGGUACGUACCCCUCCCCCCCUCCAUCACACCCCCUAACAGCUCACCCCAAAGACUGGAUCCUCGACGGCGGGUACCUCCCAAACCGCCUCAUCCGUCUCGGCAUCCGACGGCAACUAGCCGACCGCCUCUUAACCAUCUCAUCCACCUCGCUGAGCUCGGCGUACGAGCGGAAAAUGCAAUAUGUAGAAGUGCUGCGGCAACGACCGAUUGCGAUCGAGACGGCGACGGCGAAUGAACAGCAUUAUGAGGUGGGCACGGGGGUGCUGGCGGCGUGUUUGGGACCGAGGAUGAAGUACUCGUGUUGUCUUUAUGAGAAGGGGAGUGAGACGCUUGCGGGGGCGGAGAGGGCGAUGUUGGAGGUUUAUGUGGAAAGGGCGGGGUUGAGGGAUGGGAUGAGGGUUUUGGAUUUGGGGUAUGUGUGUUUUUUGGGUUUUUUUGGGUUUUGAGUGCUUACUUUUUAUCGUUUUGUGUUGUUUGGACUUGUUUUCUUUUGGGGUAUAUGAGGAUGAAUGAGGAUGGGUGAAGAGAGGGCUAAUGAGAUAUGGAUAUAGAUGUGGAUGGGGAAGCGGAGCACUCUACUUUGCGGAAAUGUUUCCCAAUUCCGAGAUUGUGGCGUUCUCCAAUUCCAAGACGCAGAAGAUCUAUAUCGAUGAGAAAGCCCAAGUCAAGGGGUUCAAGAACCUGACUGUAAUCACGGGCAACGUGGUAGAUUAUGAGUUUGAAGUCGAGAGUUUUGAUCGAGUUGUUUCCAUUGAGGUAUACCUAUCUCCCCUCCCUUGCUCCCUUCCCCCCUUCCUCCCUUCCUCCCUUCCUCCCUUCCUCCCUUCACCCUUUCACAUCCCAUCCAUCCCAAAAAAGUAUAGUUGCGGAACAGCUAACAAGAACCAGUUAUUCGAACACAUGAAAAACUACGAACAGCUCAUGGCCAAGAUCGCACGAGCCCUGAAGCCUUCAGGGAAACUCUUCGUGCACAUCUUCGCGCAUAAAACCACACCUUACGACUUCGAAGAGGGAUGGAUGAGUACCCAUUUCUUCUCCGGGGGUACGAUGCCUUCGGCGGAUUUGCUUUUGUUCUUUCAGCGGGAUUUGAAGUUGGAGAAGCAGUGGUGGGUUAAUGGGAAGCAUUAUGCUAAGACUUGUGAGGUGAGUUUUGAACCUUUCCCAUCCUUUUUUACUUUCUUUUUAGAGCGAGGGGGGGAUAGAUUGAGAAGGUAUUUGGUGUUUUGAUUCGGUGUAUACUGAUUGAAUUCAUAGGAUUGGCUGUCCAAGAUGGUAGCUAGUAAGAGCGAGAUCUGGCCGCAUCUUACAGAAACUUAUGGCGAGAAGGAUACGGCGAUGUGGUAUUAUCGCUGGCAGAUUUUUUACUUGGCUUGUGCUGAGUUGUUUGCUUAUGAGGGGGGUGAUACUUGGGGGGUGACGCAUUAUUUGUUUGAGAAGCCUGCUGCUGCUGCUUCUUCGUAGGGUGUGUACAAGAAAAUAGUGUAUACAAGCCAAUGGACAAUAGGGGCUCUUUAUAUCUUUAC